Molecule: messenger RNA, 1581 nt
Organism: Phyllostomus discolor (pale spear-nosed bat)
Lineage: Eukaryota; Metazoa; Chordata; Mammalia; Chiroptera; Phyllostomidae
Gene: ITM2B
Product: integral membrane protein 2B
Biological process (GO): negative regulation of amyloid precursor protein biosynthetic process
Cellular component (GO): plasma membrane; extracellular exosome; Golgi apparatus
Molecular function (GO): amyloid-beta binding
Source: RefSeq, a predicted model, not a curated record
AGGCUUCGAGGCUGCAGUAGUCGUUGCGGAACCUCCUAGUCCUGCUCAGCCGCUGCCGUUGAGCCGCGCUAGGAGCCCGGCAGAGGAAGGUGCCGCCGCAGCCAGAAACCCGAAGCCCGCGACUGAAGCCCGCCGCCGCCCUCCGGGGACACCUCAAGCAGUACCAUGGUGAAGGUGACGUUCAACUCGGCUUUGGCCCAGAAGGAGGCCAAGAAGGACGAACCAAAGAGCAGUGAGGAGGCGCUCAUCAUCCCCCCCGACGUCGUCGCGGUGGACUGCAAGGACCCAGAUGAAGUGGUGCCAGUUGGCCAGAGAAGAGCCUGGUGUUGGUGCAUGUGUUUUGGACUAGCAUUUAUGCUUGCAGGUGUCAUUCUAGGAGGAGCAUACCUGUACAAAUAUUUUGCACUUCAACCAGAUGAUGUGUACUACUGUGGAAUAAAGUACAUCAAAGAUGAUGUCAUCUUAAAUGAGCCUUCUGCAGAUGCCCCAGCUGCACGCUACCAGACAAUUGAGGAAAAUAUUAAGAUCUUUGAGGAAGAUGAAGUUGAAUUCAUCAGCGUGCCUGUCCCAGAGUUCGCAGACAGUGAUCCUGCCAACAUUGUUCAUGACUUUAACAAGAAACUCACAGCCUAUUUAGAUCUUAACCUGGAUAAGUGCUAUGUGAUUCCUCUGAAUACUUCCAUUGUUAUGCCACCCAGAAACCUGCUGGAGUUACUUAUUAACAUAAAGGCUGGAACCUAUUUGCCUCAGUCAUAUCUGAUUCAUGAACACAUGGUUAUCACUGAUCGCAUUGAAAACGUUGACCACCUGGGUUUCUUUAUUUAUCGACUGUGCCAUGACAAGGAAACUUACAAAUUGCAACGCAGAGAAACCAUUAAAGGUAUUCAGAAACGUGAAGUCAGCAAUUGUGUUACGAUUCGGCAUUUUGAAAACAAAUUUGCUGUGGAAACUUUAAUUUGUUCUUGAACAGUCAAGGAAAAGUUGGAGAAAAAUUUAAUAUUACAGCAUAAGCCUACCCUUUGUAUUUUGUGCAGUGAUUAUUUUUUAAAAUCUUCUUUCAUGUAAGUAGCAACCCCAGGCUUCACUAUCUUUUCAUUUCGUUAAUUCAAUUAAAACCAGUUCCUAUUAAAAAUCUUUUCUUCUUUCCUAGUGUGGUCUCUUUUAUCUUUGAGUUAGUAGUUGUAUAAAAUCAUAGAUAAUAGUACACUGCACCAUAUAUUUUAGGUAUAGAGGAUUUAUGUUUUCAUUAUGCAUUUCCAGAGGAAUGGUUAAAGAAUAAUCAUAUAAAUACAUACAUAAAGAUGGACUACCAUGACCUAUUUGUAGUUGUUAGUUGCCCUGCUACUUAGUUGGUAGAGCAUUUGAGCACACAAUUUAAUUUUUCUUUAAAGUAUGCAGUAUUUUCAGUGUCAUAUUUAACUAUUUAGAGUAUGAUUUCCACCUCUGUGUUUUAAUAUCUUAAGCAUCUGCUGUAAUAACAUUUUAGAAAAUGUUUGAAAUUUAAGAAAUAACUUGUGUUAUUAAUUUGUAUAAUCCUUAUCUGUGCAAUGUAAUAUAAAUAUCAAAAGUUGUUUAACUAAA